CGAAGGCGCUUUCCGCGGCGCUUUUGUGCGGACUGCCCGCUCCGAACUAGUUAAGGCGGACUAGGUACAUGUCUUUAAAGCCACAGCGACCCUUUUUUUAAAAAAAACCCAACGCCUCGCUCACAGUUUCAGGGCUUUAAAAGCCACUUUGCGAAUAUUUUCUCUUAAAAAAGCUGUGCAUGGCGGGCAGGAGACUGGCGGAAUGUGGGAGCGGGGAAUUGCACUUAGUUUGGCUGAACUUGGGGGAAAAGGAAGGGAAAUCGCAGCUCGGCGACGGGGAUAAACUGGCUGGAUCUGGCUCGGGUUUCCUCGGACUUGGUAAAAUGUUGGAAACGGUGCCAGCGAAGACUUUUAAGAACACCUAACUGCAAUUAAAAUGGAAAAAGUGGAUUCUUGAACUUUCGGUUAAAGAAUAAAUGAUGAGAUCGAAGCGGUCUCAUUUUUGGCAUGUUCGGCAUGCACAGAAGACCGUCAGGCUUGGAAGAGUUGAAACCAGAAGAGGAAGUUGAAUGGACUCGAUCAUCACUACAAAGCAGAUUUCUUUGGGAGGCUGAAGACAUGGACAGAAGAUAAAGUCCUGAAAGAAUAGUUACCAAAAGAUGACAUUGACUUGAACACUUUUUUUAUAAAUCUAGUCCAGUGUAAGAUACUCGUUGCAUCAGACCAGACACUCUGCAGCUUAGAAUAACAAUAUUAUACAUAUAAUAAUAAAAAACAAUCUGCGAUGCACAUUUUCCUGUCAUGUUAUUCAGUCUUUAUGUAAGAAGGAAAAAAAACUUAAGUACUACUACUUAUUUAUUUACUCAGCACAAGUUUUUGCUUUCAGCAUUUUUAUGACAUUAAUUAAAAUUUUUACACUUUUACCCUGUUGUACAAUGGGAUAUAUUUCAGUGAAGCAAUUUAACAGUACAGUGGUUAGCUUAGGGGUACAACAUCUUGGGAUUUAAGCGUGAUAUUUUGGUGUCAGUGUUGUAUCACUCUGGCUAAACAAGGUCAAAGGUCAUCUGUUUGUUGCUAUUAAAUAUGCCACAUGGUUUUUUUUUUAAGUUCACAGAAUGGUUCACAACAUGCUGUUUUUGGUGAUUAGGGAGCCAGACUGAUUGGCAAUAUAUUGCUGGUUCCAAUUGCAGGAGAAGCGAAUCUGUUGCACCCCAGAGACCGACUAUUUUACUGAGGAUUACAUCCAUGAAAAAAAAUGUUUAAUUCAGUCUUGUGUGAUUUCAGGUGGAGUUCGAUCAAAUCUGGGUGAUAUCACUGAAGCACUGAACUGUGAGCUGUUGAUGUUGCAGUAUUAUAUUUGAGCUUUAUGUUUGCAUCCACACCUGCCUCAAAAAGAGUCCCAUUAGACCCUUUCGAAGCUAUUUGCUUGUCCCCUGUACCUUUUCAUUUAUGCAUUUUAGGUGAAUGUCUUGAGUUAAAUAUGCAGACAGACAGGUGGAUAUUGGUUCACGAUACCCCUGAUCGCAGUGACAGCAGUGUCCUCCUUCUCCCCGGGGGCUGCCCCCCUCUCGUUUUGUAGGAAGGAAGAAGCAUGUCGCGUCUGUCUCUGACCCGGUCCCCAGUGUCACCUCUGGCUGCGCAGGGAAUCCCUCUCCCGGCUCAGCUGACCAAGGCAAAUGCGCCGGUUCACAUUGACGUGGGAGGACACAUGUAUACCAGCAGUUUGGCCACCCUCACCAAAUAUCCUGACUCCAGAAUCAGCCGCUUGUUUAACGGGACGGAGCCCAUCGUGCUGGACAGUCUGAAGCAGCAUUACUUCAUCGACCGGGACGGCGAGAUAUUUCGCUACAUCCUCAGCUUCCUGAGAACCUGCCGACUGCUCCUUCCGGACGACUUCAAGGACUUCCAGCUGCUGUAUGAGGAGGCGCGUUACUACCAGCUGACGCCCAUGAUCAAGGAGCUGGAUCGCUGGAAGCAGGAGCGCGAGCAGCGGCGGCUGGCCCCGCCCUGCGACUGCCUGGUGGUGCGCGUCACGCCCGACCUGGGCGAGCGCAUCGCGCUCAGCGGCGAGAAGGUGCUCAUCGAGGAGAUCUUCCCCGAGACGGGUGACGUCAUGUGCAACUCGGUCAACGCCGGCUGGAACCAGGACCCCACGCACGUCAUCCGCUUCCCGCUCAAUGGCUACUGCAGGCUCAACUCUGUGCAGGUCUUGGAGAGACUGUUCCAGAAGGGCUUCAGCGUGGCAGCGUCGUGUGGCGGCGGCGUCGAUUCCUCCCAGUUCAGCGAGUACGUGCUCUGCCGGGAGGACCGGCGCUGCCACACCAUCAACACACCCGUCAGGAUAAAGCAGGAGCCGCUGGACUAGAGCGUGCUGGGGGGCCAACCAGGCCCGCCUCUGGGGCAAACUCUCCUCCCACAGAACAAAGCCGACCUCCACGUUCGCCACCCCCCCCCCCCCAACCCCAUAUCCCCCCCUGCAAAAAAAAAAAAAAGCAAAAGAACGAACCGAACUCCAAGUAUUUGCAGACAUCAGCUUGCACGGCCGGCUCUGCGAAAGGCGGCACUUUGAGGAAAAUGUGACCCCAGCACCAGAAAAAUGUUUCCAUUUAGCCGGGAUGACAAAAAGAACGAGAGAGUGUGACGAAUGAACAAAAAAGGAAACGAGACGUCCUUUUGCCACAUCCCUGAACGUCUCUCCCAUCCUGUGACGCUCCGCCGGCGUCAGGUUCCCCCGCAGACCAUGUGACGGCGCCGCAUGUGACGGCGCCUUGGAGCCCCGACGUGUGACUCGGCCUCUCUGUCUCAGUGCCCAUGCAACAAAAUCGGCCAUUGCUGCAUUUAUUCCAUCCCGUCCCUGUUCUAUUGCCUUUUAAUUUAUGAGUUUAUGUUUUGUUGUGUUCCAUAUGAAGGAUUUCUGAGAGCAGUUUUCAGAAGUCGUUUGGUUUGAGAGAGCAUUGGCCGCCGGCGUGUGCGCGCUGUGGAAACGCUGUCAUGUCCGCAGGCUACACGGCUAAAGCACUCUGGCUGCUAAUGCAUUCAAAGCCAGGGAGGACCUCAUUGUUAGGGCCCAGCUGUAGGGUGUAGGUGCUGAGCUUUUGUAAUGGUGUUCCUAAGCCUUCUCCCCAAAAACACACAAUGCAUGUGCCGAGGCCGUGGCGAUGCAGCGCAUGCGAUUACCCCUCUCCCGUGAUCAUCCCCAGUGAGCUUCCGCCGUGUGCGGCAAGGAGAACGCUAACGUCGUGAUUCCGAGUCCCGGUGAAGAUUGGGUGAAUUAUGCGACGAUCCCUUGUAGCCUUUAGCAUAAAGCUACCAUGUCCGGGCUUCCGAUUCCCGGGGUUUAUUCCCGCCAUGUGGGAAUUGCGCCGUGAUGUAUCCGAUGCCGCCCACUCUGGCUAUGUGGCCUCUGUGAGGACAGGGUGAGUCCUCCUCCCCCCCAGCCCUCCGCUAAAGGGGAAAGUGGGUCCUAACGGAAUUUCAAAAUUUCAAACCCGCCUCCUUUCUCAGGUGUGCAAAGCUGAGACACUCUGAGCACCUAGAGACGUAGCAGUGAGCCACCAUGUCACUGUUUUUUGUUUUUCCCCGUGCAAAACUUACCAGCUUUCCAGGAGUAGACAGUAAUAUAUAUACAAAUGGGUUUGUAGCUCCGUCAAAAUAACCCUCCUCCCAAAAUGCCACGUGGCACAGUAUGAACACAGCAAAGAUAGCAUUCUGGAGUAUUCUUUUCUGCCCCAACGCUAAAUUAAUUAAAGGAGACAAAUGGCAAUUUAUUGUCAAACUUGUAACAUGUAUAAAAAAAAGACUUCUUUCCUUUGCCAAAAUGCUCAUCAAGUAGAAGCCUAAUUUGGGCAAUGGCAGAUUUUCUUUUCCUCUGUAUUUUUAGUAAAAAAAAAAAGAAAAAAACUGAAAAAUGUAAAAGACUUUUCAUGUGGUUGUCGUGUUUUGUUUUGUUUUAAUUAUGAAAGAAUCGCAAAGGGUCUUUAAAGUGGGAGCGAGUGUCGUUCCCCGUCCGGCUAACGUUACGCACGCAAGUCUGUCCAGGCACCGCAAAAGGGUCGCAAACAUUUUUCCCAUGCGCAUCGCUCUCUGGAACUUUAGAUCGACCCCAUGACAACCCCCCGGCAGUGGGGGGGCGGACUGCCAGCGUUUGGUGUUCCUGGAGGACCCGGGGACUCAGCGAUGCUUCUUCAUGCCCUGAGGCCUUCUGGCUUGCCUGAAAGAAGUGACUGUUGGUCCAUGACUGUCCCAUAUUUUCGUUUUUCCUUCAGCUCAACCUCUCUAUCCCAAGGUACAACACCCCCUCCUUCUAUACUCACUGCUUGUGAAAUCCUGAACCAGUCAACCCGCUGAGAUGUUGUACAGAAGCAGUCUUACAGGUUGGAGUUGCUAUGCUGCCCCACUGGCACCAUUCCUGGAUUUUCCUGGUCAUUUGGAACAAGAACGUAAUCAAGGUGGUUUGUGCCAUGUAGUCUGAAGACUAGUGAUUUGUAAAGUUAUUUGUAUAUUGAAUUGACUUGAGUUUUAAAUGUUUGCUUUUUAUCAAAUAAGGGGAAAAAAACUCAAGAUCCUCCAAGUCCAAUGUUAAGUUUCCUGGAAAAGAAAAAAAAUGAUCAGGAAUUAAAAUUUGCAAGCAAUAUGUUCUGUACAUAGGGAUUUUUUGUUUCAAAAUAAAGACGAACAAGGUAUUUCAAAACGUAUACCUAGGUGCAGAUGUAUAUUAUUUAAACAAAAUGUUUUAAUAAUUGGACUACAGUAUUAAAGGGAAUGUGUUUAUCUACAGUGUCUCCAUUUUUUGAUUUUAUUAGCAUACAUGCGUUAAUAAAAGGAUGUACUGUUUAAGUAUUA
Molecule: messenger RNA, 4782 nt
Organism: Paramormyrops kingsleyae
Lineage: Eukaryota; Metazoa; Chordata; Actinopteri; Osteoglossiformes; Mormyridae
Product: BTB/POZ domain-containing protein kctd15
Biological process (GO): protein homooligomerization
Molecular function (GO): protein binding
Source: RefSeq, a predicted model, not a curated record